AUGCGUGUAUCAGCUCUUCAAGAGAUUGGACUUGGCUCAUGACUCCUGCAUGUUUGAUAGACUACGGCUGCAAGCGCUGCCGCGACCCAGCCAGCCACUGAUAUGCCUCGCAGCGGCGCGCCUCUGCUUGCCCGAGUGGGACUUUCUCCUGGCAAGGUCACCGAGCGUUCGAACAUGCUCGAAACCCAUGCGUGGCCAUCCUCGGCUACUUUGCCCCAUGCAAGGUCGGCUCCGAUCAGCAGCAAGUCUCUUCAGAAAGCCAUGGAUUUUGGCCAGAGCGCUGUCAUCGACCCCAGCUUCAGUCAUCUGAAUCUUCACAGCGGUCAGCAACAUUCCUCUAGAGCGUCAAGUGGUGAACGUCUGUCUGCACAAGACUUCCUCCGGCGUCGAAGCUCUUCCACUCCAUACCCCGACAGCAGCGGUGCGGCCAACUUGUGGAAGGGACCUCUGUCUUCGACGACGACAUUCCAAGGCACACCUGAGCCAACUCUACCCGAAGAUCGUCGCCGCGAGCUGACAUCUUCGUCGGAUUUUUCCUGGAUCAGUGACUUCAACGAAAGUCUUCGUCUAUCCUCUACAUCGUCUACGUCCGCCGGUGCAGCCCCAAAGACCAAGAUGCUCUACCACGCCUAAGUGGCAUUUCGGGAGCAAGUCCUCGGCGUCCCCCCUGAAUCCAUUCUUGAUGGGCACGACAAGCGAACAAAUAAGAAGCAUUCUCUAUGUCAGCCAAUAUGAAGCUUGAUCCAGCGGAUGGGAAGUGGGCGCAUCGCGCAUGGCUCGUUAUUCUCGCUCUGGUCCUCGGAGCAAUUCGUUUCUCGACCGCGUCGAGAAGACAAUUAUUUCAGAUACUUCGACUUAUGAUACAUGAUACAGCUUUUAC
Ceraceosorus guamensis is the source of this 880-nucleotide messenger RNA. RefSeq lists its product as hypothetical. The transcript has a single exon. Lineage: Eukaryota; Fungi; Basidiomycota; Exobasidiomycetes; Ceraceosorales; Ceraceosoraceae. Bases 103 to 633 code for a protein of 176 amino acids. The record is from RefSeq and is a predicted model, not a curated record.